AUGGCUUACAUGGUAAUAGGUAACCAUACCGAAUUUCUUAAAGUGCUUGGGACAUUGUGCCAGAAGUACAACCCGAACGAACUACCCUACCACGUUAUCGUCCCAUCAUUACCAGGCUACACACUAUCUUCCGGUCCUCCACUAACCAAGGAUUGGAACACUGAAGACAUUGGGCGGAUCAUGAAUAAACUCAUGAUUGGCCCCGGCUUUGGCUACAUUUCUCAGGGUGGUGACAUCGGAGCUUUCGUGUCUUGGGUGCUUGCUGUUAAUCACAAGGAAUGCCAUGCAAUUCACGUCAAUUUCGCCAUCGGCCAGGAGCCCCAAGGUGUUGUGCAAAGUAACAUUAGCGAUGCCGAGCGACAGGGUUUACGGCGCCUUCAAAUUUUUUUAACGUCAGGAAAUGCUUAUUUUCAAGAGCACAACACAAGACCAGCGACAAUCGUUUAUGUCUUGUCUUCGAGUCCGCUCGCACUACUAGCCUGGAUAGGUGAGAAAUUCAUUGAAUGGACCGACACGACCCCUGACUACGAGGAAAUCCUUGACAGUGUCACGCUAUACUGGUUUACUGAGUCAAUUGCCCGAGGACUCUAUCCUUACAGAACGCCUCACGGCACACCUGGUCUGCAUCCUCUACUCUCUGAUCCGAAGUACUACUGUGAGAAACCACUCGGAUAUUCUUCUUUUCCCCACGAGUUGGGUCCCACGCCUGUCGAAUGGCUGAGGAAAGAGGCAAACCUAGUCUGGCAUAGACUGCAUUCAAAGGGUGGCCACUUUGCGGCCAUUGAGCAACCGGAGCUAUUUCUGGGUGAUAUAGAGGAGUUUAUUCACCAUGUAUUGCCAGCCGCGUGA
Messenger RNA from Clonostachys rhizophaga, 849 nucleotides. The record is from the annotation of a GenBank genome assembly. NCBI's taxonomy places the organism in Eukaryota, Fungi, Ascomycota, Sordariomycetes, Hypocreales, Bionectriaceae.